This is a messenger RNA of Volvox carteri f. nagariensis, 1056 nucleotides long. RefSeq names its product mitochondrial substrate carrier. The transcript has 7 exons. Gene Ontology annotation, molecular function: thiamine transmembrane transporter activity. NCBI's taxonomy places the organism in Eukaryota, Viridiplantae, Chlorophyta, Chlorophyceae, Chlamydomonadales, Volvocaceae. Gene Ontology annotation, biological process: thiamine pyrophosphate transmembrane transport. Bases 1 to 1056 code for a protein of 351 amino acids. Gene Ontology annotation, cellular component: mitochondrial inner membrane. The record is from RefSeq and is a predicted model, not a curated record.
AUGGUGCACGUCUCUAGUGGUGAUGACAGUAAGGAGAAGGGGAAGCACCGGAUGAUCAUCGAUGCCACGGCGGGCGCCAUUGCGGGAUGCAUCGCGCGCGUGAUCACCGGACCGCUGGACGUCAUCAAAAUUCGCUUCCAGGUUCAAUUGGAACCCAUUAUGGGAGCUUCCGCCCAGGCCCAGGCGGGGCUCCGGUCCAAGUACACGGGAUUCCGCCAGGCAUUGACCACCAUUGUCCGGGAGGAAGGCGUACCGGGUCUGUGGCGCGGCACGGUGCCCGGGCUUCUGCUCACAGUGCCGUACACUGCCGUGCAAUUCGUGGCGUUGCAGCAAGUACGGCAGGCGGCAGCGGCGUACGGCCUGACAGGUAUGUAUUCGAACCCCGGGUCGAGCCCCCUGAUCUCCCUGGCCAGCGGCGCCCUGGCGGGGGCGGCAGCCACGGUGGCCUCCUACCCCUUCGACCUGCUGCGCACCACUCUGGCAGCUCAGGGGGAACCCAAGGUGUACCGCAACAUGUGGGAUGCGGCUCGCGGUAUCGUAUCACAGCGUGGACCCGUGGGUCUGUACAGCGGCCUGGGAGUGACGCUAAUCGAGAUCAUGCCGUACGCAGCCCUCCAGUUCGGACUGUACGACGCACUCAAUGCGCUGGUCGACGAGGCGCGGAUUCGCUACCAGCGCGACUCCAGUCGCGUCCAGGCGUUCGCGUGCGGGCUGCUGGCGGGUCUGUUCGCCAAGCUGGCUACCCACCCUCUGGAUGUGGCCAAGAAGAGGUACCAGGUGGCAGGGUUGCGGAGGUCGCUCAGGUACGGCGCACGUGUGGAUGCAGGCUUCGCUAUGCGGACCCUGGCUCAGAGCCUGUCGUACAUUUACCGUACGGAGGGGCUCAUGGGGCUUUGGAAGGGCAGCGUGCCCUCCAUUGUCAAGGCUGCGCCCUCCGCAGCGAUCACUUUUGCGGCGUACGACGCCGUACUUGCCUGGCUGCUUGUCGUAUCGGGCGAGCACAUCCGCGAGCAACAACAGCAACAACGACAAUCGCCCAAGCAGUCAUCUAGGUAG